Messenger RNA from Callorhinchus milii (elephant shark), 2534 nucleotides. RefSeq names its product anaphase promoting complex subunit 7 (gene anapc7). The record is from RefSeq and is a predicted model, not a curated record. Gene Ontology annotation, molecular function: protein binding. Gene Ontology annotation, biological process: cell division. Bases 46 to 1776 code for a protein of 576 amino acids. NCBI's taxonomy places the organism in Eukaryota, Metazoa, Chordata, Chondrichthyes, Chimaeriformes, Callorhinchidae. The transcript is spliced from 12 exons.
CUCUCUGGCGCCAUUACUGAGGCGCGAGCUCGGGCGGUGGCAGUUAUGAACGUCAUCGAGCACGUCCGCGAGAUGGUGGCCGCCGGCCUGUACUCCAACAGCCGGCUCCUGAGCGGCCUCCUGCUCAGCAUGAGCGACAACAGCCCAGAAUUAUUCUCCCCAGCACAGAAAUACCAGCUCCUUGUCUACCAUGCGGAUUCUCUCUUUCAUGAUAAAGAAUAUCGCAACGCCGAAUCCAAAUACAAGAUCGCUUUACAGCAGAAGAAGGCGCUGAGCAAGACCACAAAAAUGAGGCCAGCUGGGGGCAGCACCCCUUCAACCCCACAGACCCAGGGAUGUCAACAGAGAGCCAGAAAAGUUUCAGAAUGCCUGCCGUCUGAGAUUGAGGUCAAGUAUAAAAUGGCCGAAUGCUACACAAUGCUGCGGCAGGAGAGAGACGCUGUUGCCAUCCUGGACACCAUUCCCACCAGGCAGCGCACUCCCAAGAUAAACAUGAUGUUAGCGAACCUGUAUAAGAAAGCUGGACAGGAGAGAUCGGCUGUCACCAGCUAUAAGGAGGUGUUACGACAGUGCCCCCUGGCACUGGAUGCAAUUCUGGGUCUGUUGUCCCUAUCAGUGAAGGGAGCUGAGGUGGCGUCUCUGACCAUGAAUGUGAUUCAGAGUAUCCCCAAUCUCGAUUGGCUGUCCAUCUGGAUCAAAGCAUAUGCCUUUGUUCACACUGGCGACAACCCCCGAGCCAUCAAUACCAUCUGCUCUCUGGAGAAGAAGUCUUUGCUUCGUGACAAUGUGGAUCUGAUGGGCAGCCUGGCUGAUUUGUACUUCCGUGUGGGCGACAGCAAAAACGCCGUCUUAAAGUUUGAGCAGGCUCAGAUUCUGGAUCCGUAUCUAAUCAAAGGAAUGGACGUGUAUGGGUACCUGCUGGCAGGCGAGGGGCGACUGGAGGACGUGGAGAACUUAGGCGGCCGUUUAUUCAAUAUCUCGGAUCAGCAUGCGGAACCCUGGGUGGUUUCAGGGUACCAGUGUUUGUACAGCAAGCGCUACUCGCGGGCCCUCUAUUUGGGGGCCAAAGCCAUUCAGCUGAACAGCAACAGUGUGCAAGCCUUGCUGCUGAAGGGAGCAGCUCUGCGGGCCUUGGGAAGGAUACAGGAAGCCAUCAUCCAUUUCCGUGAAGCCAUGCGCCUGGCCCCCUGCAGGAUGGAUUGUUACGAAGGUCUUGUCGAGUGUUAUUUGGCUUCGAACAGUAUAAGGGAGGCAAUGGUCAUGGCCAAUAACGUCUACAAAACCUUGGGACCCAACGCCCAAACCUUGACACUCUUCGCCACCGUCUGUUUGGAAGAUCCAAUGACCCAAGAGAAGGCGAGGACACUGCUGGAUAAAGCUCUGGCCCAGAAAUCUGAUUACCUGAAAGCUGUGGUCAAAAAAGCAGAGCUGUUGAGUCGGGAGCAGAAGUACGAUGAGGGAAUAGCGCUGUUACGGAACGCACUGGCCAAUCAGAGUGUGUGCGUGCUACACAGGAUGCUGGGAGACUUUCUGCUAGCCGUCAGCGAUUACCAGGAGGCGAUGGACCAGUACAGCAUCGCGUUAAGCAUGGAUCCCAACGACCAGAAGUCUUUGGAGGGAAUGCAGAAAAUGGAGAAGGAGGAGAGCCAGACCGAGGCGACCCAGGAGGAAGAUGUGGACGACAUGGAGGGCAGCGGGGAAGAAGGCGACUUGGAAGGGAGUGACAGUGAGACUGCACAGUGGGCAGACCAGGAGCAAUGGUUUGGAAUGCAAUAGCAAUGCCCCCCCAACUUGUUCAGUCUGUGCCAUUUAAUAACCCUAACUAAUAAUCAUUGCUUUGUAACACAGCAGCCAGCGUCAGCUGUAGGUCAACAUUGGUAAACAGCUGAGCUCAAAGCUUGUACGUAAUAUAUUGCUGGGGGUAGGGGGUGUGAGCAAUGGCUGGUUAGCUAAUCACUUUGCCCCAGUCAACUGGUAAGCCUAAUUGUAACUCCUGGCUAACUCAUCACAGACCAGGUAUUGAACUCGAACACUUUAGGGAUUUUGUAGUCAGUGGUAUUACCCUGUCAUUUGAGUCAUCUGAGCCACAGCAAUGGUUUCCGAGUUGUAAUUUGCACAUUUGGCUGCACUUCAUGUGUUUCCGAGCCUCGACACUGAGUGAAAAGGUUUGAAACUUUACAAAGGAUCCAUUGACCUGUAGAUUUAUUUUCUUUUAAAGCUCACCUUCGACCCCAGGAUUUACCUCCCAACAUUUGUCAUUUUUUCAGCCACCCAGGAAUUGUUUACAUCUUGUAUUGUGCACCAUAUCAUUCAGUGGUUGUUAGGCAGGAGUUGGGUUCUGAAUUGGUUUGGUUGAGAUCUACUGUGAUGUGUUGGGGGCGGAAAUUAGAAAAAAGAUUUUUGCGUGUGUGGGUGCAGGCAGCUGCUAACUGCUGUACUUGUUAAGUAUGCACUGCACUGGGAGCAUCAAUGUAUAUCAAAUGUAGCUUUUUAAAAAAAAUAAUUUUUUAAUUGAAUAAAAUAAUGUCCUUGGA